AUGGCCCUACCGAGGUUGAGGGUGAAUGCCAACUUGGAGGAGAAGUUGGUUCAUCCGAACCACAUGGUGUACCAAAAGAUGGAAGCCCUUGUUAAUCACAUGCUUGACGCAGAGUCCGGUGUUCCGAUCAAAACCGUCAAAAGUUUCCUUUCCAAGGUGCCAUCCGUUUUCACGGGUCAAGAUCUCAUAGCAUGGAUUAUGAAGAGUUUGGAUAUGUCAGACCUUUCUGAUGCUCUCCAUCUUGCACACCUCAUUGCAUCGCAUGGGUACCUUUUUCAAAUAGACGACCAUGUUCUUACUGUGAAGAACGAUGGAACUUUCUAUCGGUUUCAAACUCCCUACUUUUGGCCAUCUAAUUGCUGGGAGCCUGAAAAUACCGAUUACGCGGUCUAUUUGUGUAAGCGGACGAUGCAAAAUAAAGCGCAUUUGGAGUUGGAGGAUUUCGAGGCUGAGAAUCUAGCUAAGCUUCAAAAGAUGUUUAGUAGAAAAUGGGAAUUUGUGUUCAUGCAAGCUGAAGCUCAAUACAAAGUCGACAAGAAGCGAGAUCGCUUGGAACGGCAAAUUUUAGACAGCCAAGAAAGAGCUUUCUGGGACGUCCACCGGCCAGUGCCAGGAUGUGUUAACACAACGGAGGUUGAUUUCCGUAAGUUGUCUCGUUCUGGACGACCUAAGUAUAGCUCCGGCGGGCAUGCGGCCUUGAAUGCAGCUGCUUCGUCCGGUUGUAGUCCAUAUUCUACCAGUGCUGCAGCAGCGCAUGCCAGUUUACCUUCCACAUCAAAUGGAGCACCAGCGGCAGCUCAGCAAGCGUCUCAGACCAGUGCAAGCUCUUCGUCAAGUGGAGGUGGGGGCUCAUUUCGAAACAACUACUAUGCGCGACCCGGCUUAAGGAGAUGUACACAAGUUCAAGAUACUCUGAAAUUAGAAAUUAAUCAGCUCAACAAUCGAUUAUCGAAAAAUGUAUUACGGACGUCCAAAGUUGUAGAAAACUACUUAGCCUACCACGAACAACGCAGAGUAUUUGAUCCAUUCCUUACGCCUUUGGGAUCUGUAUCUGAUCCUUUCCAAAGUCAGCCCAAUCCCUGGAUCAGCGAUACUGUUGAUUUUUGGCAGCAUGACAAGAUAACCGGUGAUAUUUCCACUCGACGUUUGAAAUUAUGGGAAGAAUGUUUCGAGGAACUACUCGCUGAUUUGCUUGGCCGGGAAACACUGCAAAAGUUCCUUGACAAGGAGUAUUCAGGCGAGAAUCUCCGCUUUUGGUGGGAGGUUCAAAAGUUGCGGAAGUGCAGCUGUAGAAUGGUUCCUGUUCUCGUAACCGAGAUUUACAACGAGUUCAUUGAUUCAAACGCGACUUCACCGGUGAAUGUGGAUUGCAAGGUUAUGGAAAUAACAGAGGAGAAUCUGAAAAACCCAAAUCGGUGGAGCUUCGACGAAGCUGCGGAUCAUAUAUUCUGCUUAAUGAAAAAUGACAGCUAUCAGCGUUUUCUCCGUUCUGACAUCUACAAGGACCUCCUCAUUCAAUCGAAGAAGAAGGUAAAUAGUUCCUGCGACAUUGGUAUACGUUUUCCAACGUUGCCAGGCUUUUCUUCGAACACAGUUGGAUCGUCUAGCUGCUCACCUACAACUGCAACUACAGUAGGUAUUUGA
Messenger RNA from Haemonchus placei, 1644 nucleotides. The record is from the annotation of a GenBank genome assembly. Lineage: Eukaryota; Metazoa; Nematoda; Chromadorea; Rhabditida; Trichostrongylidae.